Messenger RNA from Rodentolepis nana, 516 nucleotides. The record is from the annotation of a GenBank genome assembly. NCBI's taxonomy places the organism in Eukaryota, Metazoa, Platyhelminthes, Cestoda, Cyclophyllidea, Hymenolepididae.
AUGGAGGAUACGUUUAAUGAGUUCUGCAGUUCUGUUAAAAAGGGAUCAACAACCUGCACUGAUAAAACUCUCAAGAAAAUCUGCACGGACUGUAAGAUCUACUGCAAGGGAAUGGACGCGAACCGUGUAGAUAUCCAAUUUAGAAAGCACCUUGGAGUGGGCAAACGUGACGUCGAUUACAAAGGAUUUUGCAGCUUUGUCGAAAAUGAACUAGCUGAUGCCUACAUGGAAGCCAAAAACAUCGAUAAAGAAACAGCUAUCGCUGAGCUCAAAUUAAAAGUUGCAAACGGCCACCCCGAGUCUCAUGGAGUAGCUACUGUGAGUAAUGAUAGAGUAACGGCUCGACUCACUGAUCACAAAGCCUACACCGGCACUCAUAAGGAGAGAUUCGACUCCGAAACCGGUAAAGGAAGAGGCAAGGAGGGGAGAGAGAAUGUUCCUGACAAAAAAGCCCAACAGGGCUACGUUGGCAACUACAGGAACAUGGACACUUAUGAUAAGAUGCACAGCAAAUAA